Molecule: messenger RNA, 226 nt
Organism: Drosophila takahashii
Lineage: Eukaryota; Metazoa; Arthropoda; Insecta; Diptera; Drosophilidae
Source: RefSeq, a predicted model, not a curated record
ACAGUCGAGUGCGGAGGCAGCAAAGAGCGAUGUUGUUACAAUCGAUAUUUAUGAAUAUAUUGGCCAUUAUUUUGGUCUGCUGGCUGGGACACGUCACAUGCCAAUCAUCGGCUGACGAUCAGGAGCUUGAAAUCGGCAAAAAUGGGGAAGGACCACCGGAAAAGCAAGAAUUUCCCUGGGGCAAUGAUGACCAGCAUCUUGGAAAUAACUUUUAAUAUCAAAUAUU